CAUUUGAUGACAUCACGAACAGUUCCAAGUAUAACUGGAUUGAUGUUUCAUUCGAUGACAACAUGGAUGCGGAGAUUAGUCCAGCAAAACGGGCAAAAGUCGACAAUGGCAAUACCGAAGAUGGUGACCUGAAGACAUAUCAUGGUUACAUUGAGGAGGAACACGAUAAAAACGCCAUCAGUCUCCUAUUCUCUACGAAAGAGGAGGUCGGGGCACUGGCUGGCUGUCUCAAAGUUUUCAAGAAACACAAGGUGAACUUGUCCCACAUAGAGUCUCGUCCGUCGAAGAGAGGUAAUGAUAGUUAUGACUUCUUUGUCAAUUGCGAUUCUCACCAACAAGCAACGUUUAGGACCAUGGUGGAUGAACUGCGAAUGCGUACUACAACGUUGAAAAUUUUAACACGAGACGGCACUGAUGAAGGACCAGGAUCAGUUCCUUGGUUUCCAAGAAAGAUCAGCGAGCUUGAUCGAUUUGCAAACCAGAUCCUUAGUUAUGGUUCGGAGCUUGACUCGGAUCAUCCGGGAUUUACUGACAGUGUUUACAGAGCGAGGAGGAAAGAAUUUGCUGACAUAGCCUUCCAUUACAAACAUGGAGAAGAGAUACCACGAGUGACCUACACACCAGAGGAAAUCCAAACCUGGUCGACAAUGUAUGACAAGUUGACAGCACUUUACCCUACACACGCCUGUCGGGAGUUUAACCAUAUAUUCCCACUCCUGGAAGAGAACUGUGGCUAUAGACGGGACAAUAUCCCACAGCUCGAAGACAUUUCUAAAUUUCUAAAAGACUGUUCCGGCUUCAGCAUAAGGCCCGUCGCUGGUCUGUUAUCAUCACGUGACUUCCUGGCUGGACUGGCAUUCCGUGUAUUCCAUGCAACACAAUAUAUUCGUCAUAGCUCAAAACCUAUGUACACACCAGAGCCUGAUGUGUGUCACGAGCUGAUUGGCCACGUGCCUCUCCUAGCAGAUCCUUCAUUCGCUCGGUUCUCACAAGAGAUUGGUCUGGCCAGCCUUGGGGCCCCUGACGAGUACAUCCAGAAACUUGCAACGUGCUACUGGUUUACGGUAGAAUUCGGACUGUGUCGCCAGGAGGGAGAUCUUAGGGCGUUCGGAGCUGGACUUCUGUCAUCAUUCGGUGAACUUCAAUAUUGCCUAUCGGACAAACCGGAUCUGAAGGAGUUCGAACCUUCCAAGACUGCGGAACAAAAAUAUCCAAUUACCGAGUUCCAGCCCGUGUACUUCAUUGCUGACAGCUUUGAGAACGCUAAAGAAAAGAUGAGAGCAUACGCGGACACGAUCCCACGACCAUUCAGUGUGCGAUACAAUCCUUACACUCAGACUGUAGAGGUCAUUGAUAACAAAAACCAACUGCUCAACUUGACGCGGUCAAUCAAAGGUGAUUUGAACCUUCUUGAAGAUGCCUUGAAGAAAGUUGGGAAAUUAUGAACUAUGAACAGUGAAUGGUUUUCGAGGAACAAACACACAAUAAUGACUUCAUUCCUAAGAAAAGACAGUGUAACGUUAUUUUCAGUAUUCACAAAUGUCCACUGGAAUAUGUAAUAACACAUUUUAGAAUGAUUUCGUCAAGUAUAUUCUCAUACCUUGUAUGUAUAUUCAUAAAUGCAUUUUCAUAAAUGUAAAGUUAGGUGUCCGACAUCAUCGCGAUGGGUGUGAUAAUUUUUUUUGUACACGUUCGAGAAUUUGUGCAAAAAAACGGAAAUCAAACGUAUACUUAAAGAUUUCCUCUCAUUUUUUUCAUAAUGUAGUAUAUUGUUGUGUUACUGGAGAGAGGGGGCGGGGGAAGUCUAGAUGUUACCUAAUAAAGUUUAGCAUGACAACAUAUAUAAAUAUCUCUAUUUACACAAUUAAGGAUUAUCUUGUCUUCAAUUCAUUUUUCUCUGUCAGUAUUAUAAAAGAACGCUAGUUCGUUGUCACAGAUGCAAGAUCCUGACGUCAUUUAUUUUCUAGUCAAAUUUGGAUAGUAUUAUUAUUAUUAUUACCGGUUGUUGCUGAAGUUGUAUGCUUAAGAUUACAUGCCAUAUUUUCGAAAUUGAGAGUUAAGGUCAAUCGCAAAUAGAGGAUUAGUUUUUGAGUAUUCAAAUAGCAGGUGAUAAACUGGAACAUUUUGUUGGGUGAAGUGAAAUGCUAAUGAACAAAGUAGAAUAGAAUAUGUUUUCUUGAUCAAUUUAUUAAAAUAAAUGAAAAAUGCGGAAGAAUAUAGCAUCGUAUUCUAGGAAGCAGAAAGUAAUAAUUUUGUAAACAUUUUAAACAAAGUGCUAAACAUAUUUCAGGAAAGCCUAAAGCCUAAGAUUAUGUACACUUUAACUAGUUAUUUCAGAAAUUCUGUCUGCAUUAAGCAUGAAACAAAAUUGUAUAUUUUGUACAUAUGUGGAGAUAUAUUAGUUUUCUUUGAAUUGAAGCGCUGUUAAUAUUGACAUAUAGUUUAAUUGUUAUACUGUUGUUAAACAACAUACUUUAUAUAUCUACUUACGUUGAACACACAGAUAUGAUUUUGAUGUGUACUUAUGUGUAUAAGAUAUGAAAUCACUGAAAUCAUGUUGUUGUAUAGCUUUAACAAAUAUAGUUUUUCUUUGCUUACAAUAUAAAUUUUGGUUUCAAAUUUCAUUUUAAAGUCAUUCAAUACACCGAGCAAAUCAUUUGAUGAAAUCGUCUUAAAGAAACUUAAAGUCGCAUAAUAUUUUAAAUACAUAUUGUCAUUGGGGCGUCUUACUGUUGGAUGCUGAAAUUAUUUAGUGUAAAUAUUUGUCACACAAAGAAAGACAAAGUUUUGACAUUUUGUCCAGUUUGGUAAUUAUUGACAAUACACUUUUCCACAAGAUACGGAUCAUGGCAGUGUCAUCUGAAGUAAGGAUCGAUUCUCAUCAAAACAAAAGUUUUGACGUGUAUAUAGGGAAAAAUGUUGGUCUGACUAAGUACCUAUUCGCAUUUGUAAACUUCUUGCAUAUUAAGUUUAGAAAUUUUUAGUUAUCCGAUUAGAGGAUAUUGCUAUAAUGUAUCAGCUAGUAUAUUAAUCAUGUUUUUUUCAUAUACAUAAACGGUGUUUGUAUAUAUUUGAU
Molecule: messenger RNA, 3076 nt
Organism: Ylistrum balloti
Lineage: Eukaryota; Metazoa; Mollusca; Bivalvia; Pectinida; Pectinidae
Product: phenylalanine-4-hydroxylase-like
Exons: 14
Coding region: 63-1445 (460 amino acids)
Biological process (GO): L-tyrosine biosynthetic process; L-phenylalanine catabolic process
Molecular function (GO): iron ion binding; phenylalanine 4-monooxygenase activity
Source: RefSeq, a predicted model, not a curated record